Diprion similis is the source of this 1446-nucleotide messenger RNA. RefSeq lists its product as uncharacterized. The transcript has 6 exons. The record is from RefSeq and is a predicted model, not a curated record. Bases 1 to 1446 code for a protein of 481 amino acids. Lineage: Eukaryota; Metazoa; Arthropoda; Insecta; Hymenoptera; Diprionidae.
AUGCGUCGUUACACUUCUCACGACGGGAACGAUCCAGAUCAACUUCACGACAAGGCCGAUGUUGUUCCAAUUCAAAACGACCUCCCUACCGUAACACAACCUCUAAUAAUUCAACCGGAACAGCCGAGUGCACCCGGUAGCGAGACUCAACCGCUAUGUGAAAACAUAUUGAAAAUACUGGGCAACAAGGUUAGUGAGGAAAAAAUUAUGAGCAAGGAGGUUCAUCCAGAUAUUGCCUGCAGAUGGGAAAUGAUUCUUACAAAAGGACUUUCCCCUGAUUCAAAAUCAGAAUUGAAUACGAAGUACACAGCUCCAUCUAAUUGCACCCUUAUGGAAGCCCCGGUAUUAAACCCAGAAGCGAAGGCGGCGAUGUUACCUAACACAAUUCAGAGAGAUGUUAGACUCGCAACAGGGGACAACGUACAACUGAUUGAAUGGGUUAGUGAUGCAGGUCGCAUGUUGUCAGAUCUACAUCAUACUCACUCUGAAACACGACGAUUAUUCAUAACCUCUAGUGUCAAUCCGUCAGCUAAGGAAACAAUGACAGGGGCUCCAAUCGGAAAGUUUUCAUUCGGUAAUAAUUUGGAAGAGCGAGUAAACUCUGCAAAAUCCAUAGAAAAAAUAUCAUUGGGUUUGAAAAAUAAUAAACCAGACUAUAAAAAACCGGAAAACAUGAAGAAAUUUUCUUUAAACUCCAAGAGUCUGCCUUACUUCAAUCGCAAGAAUCAGCAAGCGACCAGAACUCCCAGGUCGGGCAGACAACAACCAUACUACAGUCAACAGGACACCCGCAGGAGUUCGAAACCACAAGGCGGCCAGAGAUUCAACACCAAUGUCAAACAAUCAUUCCAGAGUUAUCGCAGGAAACACUCAAAUCCUAGACAGUUUUUGUCAGAACAUUUAAAAAUGGAAGAUUAUAGAACCGCUAGGAGGCUUAUAUCUCAUAAAUGUUACACGAGUACUAUAGAUUUGCAAGAUGCAUACUUUCUCAUUUCUAUCCAUCCAGAACAUAGAAAAUAUUUGAGAUUUUUGUUUGAAAAUCAGAUUUACGAGUUCACCUGCUUUCCCUUCGGACUCUCGACAGCUCCUUACGUAUUCACAAAGAUUAUGAGACCGGUCCUCAACGAAUUGAGAAAAAGGGGGCUGAUGUCAGUCGCAUACAUAGAUGAUUUUCUAUUAUUAGGCAACAGUUAUCAGUCUUGUCAGGAUAAUCUGUCACAGACUGUAGAUUUGCUACUCAAACUUGGUUUUCUAAUUAACGAACAAAAAAAUAAAAGGCUUCAUUUGAUCAAACAAUUAAGAAAGAUCAGUAUUACUGAAAACUGUAAAAUCCGAGAAUUUGCAAGUUUUUUGGGAAAAAUUACAGCAACAUGUCCAGCACUAACUUACGGUUGGGCAUACACGAAGUCUUUCGAAAAAGUAAAAUUAUUAGCAUUAGAUCAUUAA